Molecule: messenger RNA, 1866 nt
Organism: Penicillium chermesinum
Lineage: Eukaryota; Fungi; Ascomycota; Eurotiomycetes; Eurotiales; Aspergillaceae
Product: putative C2H2 finger and ankyrin domain protein
Exons: 3
Coding region: 1-1866 (621 amino acids)
Source: RefSeq, a predicted model, not a curated record
AUGGUCGACUCUGCCCGCAUUGAGGAGCUUCUAAAAAGACCUCUCUAUGUCUACGACCUUCCACCGGAGCUUCUGUCGACCUUAACCGCAAAAACGACCCAGCAACCCGUCGCCGAACAACCAUCCGAUCCGACCCCUACAGAGCUUGAGAUUGCAGCUCAAGAAUCUGCAAUUGCGACUUCGACGCAAUGCCCUCUUUGCAAAGUAUCAUACCGAAAUGUGCAGGAACAACGGAGCCAUGUUCGCUCCGACCAUCACCGAUUCAAUGUGAAGGCGCAACUGCGAGGAAACGCAACUUUGGAUGAGGUCCAGUUUUCGAAGGCCGUGGGCGAGCUCGACGAAUCGAUAUCUGGGUCGGAAUCAUCCGAGUCCGAAAAGGAUGGAGCCGAAGAGGGCGACACCACGCUCUCCGCAUUGUUGAAAAGACAGGCGAAGUUGUCGGAAGUGACCGAGGAGGAGGAAGAGAGCAUGAAAAAGUCCGCACCCAAGAAUCCUUUAUUCUGGUUUUCAAGCUCGGCUUUACCAUCAAAUAAAUCCUUGGGUAUCUACAGAGCUAUCUUCUCCGACAUCGAGCAGGACGAGCCCUCUCACUUGGUGGAUACGCUACGGGCCAAGCAAUUGGCACCUGUCAAGGCGCGCACAAACAAAACACAAGAGCAAGAGGAACCGUCCUCUAGCCCCCCAUAUCUUCAUAUUCACCGGAAGCAAGGAGGGAUUGAGGAGCGACAGGCCCGUGUCAUCGCGCACAAGAGCUUCCACCGAUACACAACCAGGAGGAAGCAAGGUGGAUCGCAAUCGGCCAGUGAUGCCUCUCGAGGAGCGGCUCACUCGGCCGGUUCGAGCCUUCGACGUUACAACGAAGCCGCAUUGGAGAAGGAUAUCAGGGAGGUCCUUGCAGACUGGAAGCAGAUGAUAGAUACGGCAGAUCUUCUAUUCAUCCGAGCUACAGGGAAGACGAACCGGAAGAUUCUCUUCAGUCAACACGAGGGCCAGGUUCUGAGGCAGAAUGACCCUCGUAUCCGGGGGUUUCCUUUCAACACGCGACGUGCGACACAGGGAGAACUUAUGCGAUGCUUUAAAGAGUUGACUCGCGUGAAGAUCAGUGAGAUUGACGAAGCCGCACUUGCAGCAGCAGCAGAUGCCGCAAAGCAGAAACAAGAAUCCAAGCCCGCCACCCCUCGCCCACCAACCCAAAAGCCCAAACUCUCGAAAGACGAAGAGGCUGCUCUGUUACAUACAACCCAGAUACAGGCCCUGAUUCGACGGUCAAAAGUGCCAGCACUUAUGUCAUACAUGAACAACAACUCAAUACCGUCCUCGUUCACAUUUCAACCGGCUGAAUCAAAUCUUCGCACUCCAAGUGCACUGCACCUUGCGGCGAACUUGAAUUCACCGGCCGUAGUAUCUGCUUUGCUCAUCAAGACCGAUGCUGAUCCUACGGUGCCCAAUGGAGAAGGCCGGACCCCAUUCGAACUUGCCGGUGAUAGACCGACGCGCGACGCAUUCCGUAUUGCUCGACACGAGCUGGGAGAAGCAAAGUGGGAUUGGAAUGCCGCCAAGGUGCCGUCUGCAGUGUCAAAAGCGGACGCGGACAGUCGAGCCGCCAAGGAACGAAAAGCUGCGGAAGAGGAGGAAGCCAGCCGUCGAAAGGCGGACCUUGAGCGGCUUAAACAGGAGGAUGCGGCGCGGCCACCACGGAAUACCACUGGGAAACCAGGGCGACCCCUGGGGACGGUGGAAAAGACUGCAGCCGAUAAACGAGAAGAGGAGGCCCGGGGCAUGACUUCAGAAAUGAGAAUGCGCUUAGAACGAGAGCGGCGCGCGCGAGCUGCGGAGGAGCGGAUGAAACGCAUGCAGGGCAAGUAG